AAAAUAUCAGAACAGAUUCAGUUUCAAUAGAAGAUUUAAACAGAAGACAUCUUCUCUAUGCAUUUGUUUCAUUGUUCCUUUGCUUAGUGGUCUUGGAAAUCUUCAAUGUAAUAUCGACAGUCGAGGACGAUUUAAUGAAAAGUUAUCGAAAAUCUGAAGAGAUUGAAGUUAACUUGUUUAAAUCAUAUAAUAACUAUGGAUUUGGAUUGGACAAAUUCUCGAGAAUUCAACGAUUCUUGUGGUGGAGAAGAUUCAGCUUGUUUUUUGAGGGCAAUCAGGAAAGGAUCAAGAAAUCCAUUGAAGAUGAUGAGAAAUUGAUGAAGAAGUUGGUUGAAUCUUCAAAAGCUAGAAAUGAAAACGAAGAGAAUAAUAAUAACAAUCACAACAACAACAAUAAUAAUAAUAAUAGCAACAAUAACAAUAAUAAUAUAAAUACUAUUAACAAUACACAACCCAAAGAAAAAUAUUUGCAUUUGACCAAUAGCAUGUCAUAACAAGUAAAUUAUCUCUACAUCAUAUCCAAAUUGCAACCAUAAUAUAUUUAUUUCUCUUUAUUCUCUUUAUUCUCUUUAUUUUCUUCAUUUUCUUCAUUUUCUUCAUUUUCUUUAUUUUCUUCAUUCUCUUCAUUUUAUUUGCUUGUCUCUUCAUAUUCGUCUAUAUAACUGCCACCAAUACACACACAUUACAUUGUUAGUCAGUUCUCA
Molecule: messenger RNA, 704 nt
Organism: Ascoidea rubescens DSM 1968
Lineage: Eukaryota; Fungi; Ascomycota; Saccharomycetes; Ascoideales; Ascoideaceae
Exons: 1
Coding region: 135-494 (119 amino acids)
Source: RefSeq, a predicted model, not a curated record